Molecule: messenger RNA, 2455 nt
Organism: Humulus lupulus (European hop)
Lineage: Eukaryota; Viridiplantae; Streptophyta; Magnoliopsida; Rosales; Cannabaceae
Product: serine carboxypeptidase-like 27
Exons: 9
Coding region: 651-2024 (457 amino acids)
Biological process (GO): proteolysis
Cellular component (GO): vacuole
Molecular function (GO): serine-type carboxypeptidase activity
Source: RefSeq, a predicted model, not a curated record
UCUUUCACCGACUUCUACUUUUAGCUUCUUAAUCAUAUUUAUUCAAAAGUUCUGAAACUUUUUCUUCUUUUUGUUUGGUUAUUUUAUAUUAGUUGUCUAUUAAUGGCAGGCUUAGUUAGUUAGAAGCAACUGAGAAGCUUGAAAUUUCAGAUUAAAACCCAUGUGCGCAUCCCAGCUGUUUGGUCAAUUGCCUGAGAGACCAAAACGCAAGAAAGAUGAUAGAUUCAUGAUUUUCAAGCUUUAUUAAUUAUACCAUUGAAAGAAAAUAUAUGUAUAAAAAAACAUAUCAGAACGGUUUGAAAUCAUUCACACCUUGGCACAACAACUAAUCAUUCAAUUACAAUAAUUGGGUUUGAGAAUGAAAAUGCUUUAAGUGUGUAAUGUUUGCCGCACUCACUUUCUCUCCCUCUCUCUCUAUCCCAUCCCGCUAUUUCAUUUCUCAUCUUCUUUUUAAGUCAGCUUCAGUUGUUGAAGCUUUCUCCUUUAUCGCUUAAUGCUCAUGAUUUAGUUUCUCAAGAUAGAGUUUUUAACAAGCAUAGACUUGUUUUGAGAUUUCUGCUUCUGGUUAUUGCUUUUUAGCUUUUAGAUCUUCGUAUUCGUUUAAACUCGGAAGUUUUGCUCAUUUCUGUGACUUGUUGAUUUUUUGAGCAAUGGGUCACAAUCUAUUCUUCUUUUUCUUUUGGCUUUUAUCGCUUCUCGUCGGAGCUUGUUUUGUGGAUUCGUAUCAGGAUCAAGAGAAAGAUAGGAUCACUGAGUUGCCUGGACAACCAAAGAACGUCGAGUUUGCUCAGUACUCGGGCUAUGUGACUGUCAACAAGAAAGCCGGGAGAGAAUUGUUUUACUGGCUUACAGAGUCUCCAGCGAGUCGUAAACCUGAGUCAAGACCACUCGUGUUGUGGCUCAAUGGUGGCCCUGGUUGCUCCUCUGUUGCUUAUGGUGCAGCUGAAGAGGUUGGACCUUUCCAUAUUAGGCCUGAUGGAAAGACCCUUUUCUUAAAUCCUUAUGCUUGGAACAACGUGGCGAAUUUGUUAUUUCUUGAGUCUCCAGCUGGUGUUGGUUUUUCAUACUCCAAUACGACGUCAGAUUUGUACACCACUGGUGACCAGAGAACAGCUGAGGAUGCAUACAUAUUUCUUCUCCAUUGGUUUGAAAGGUUUCCUCAGUACAUGCACAGAGAUUUCUAUGUUGUUGGUGAAAGUUAUGCAGGUCAUUAUGUUCCUCAGUUGUCUCAAAUUAUUUACGAAAAAAACAAGGGAAUUCAGAAUCCACUGAUCAAUUUCAAGGGGUUUAUGGUUGGAAAUGCUGUGACUGAUGACUACCAUGAUUAUAUUGGGACCUUUGAGUACUGGUGGACCCAUGGUUUGAUCUCUGAUUCUACCUAUCGAGUGCUGAGAAGGACAUGUGAUUUUGGAUCCUCUCAUCACCCUUCGGCGGAAUGCAUGAAUGCUCUCGUUAUUGCUGAGAGGGAGCAAGGAAACAUAGACCCCUAUAGCAUUUUCACCAGCCCUUGCAAUAGUACUGAAUCGCUUAACCGCAACUUACGGGGUCAUUAUCCAUGGAUGUCCAGAGCCUAUGAUCCCUGCACCGAGAGGCAUUCAAAAGUGUACUUCAAUAUUCCAGAAGUUCAAAGGGCGCUUCAUGCCAAUGUAACUGGACUUUCUUAUCCUUGGAAAACAUGCAGUGACAUUGUUGGAAACUACUGGACAGAUUCUCCGCUAUCUAUGCUUCCUAUUUAUAAAGAACUUAUAGCUGCUGGUCUUAAAAUAUGGGUAUUCAGCGGGGACACUGAUGCAGUAGUUCCAGUAACUGCAACAAGAUACUCAAUAGAUGCCCUGAAGCUACCAACCGUCACCAAUUGGCACCCGUGGUAUGAUCAUGGCAAGGUUGGUGGGUGGAGCCAAGUAUACAAAGGGUUGACAUUUGUUACAAUAACUGGAGCAGGACAUGAGGUUCCGCUCCAUCGCCCUCGUCAUGCAUUUAUUCUUUUCAGAUCAUUUUUGGAGAACAAGCCCAUGCCAAGUUAAUCUGAUUCAACUUAUUCACGCAUUCUUGAUGAAUAAGCCCAAAAAUAUAGAGGUUUUAAAAUUGUUUACAACUGGGUAGGAUAAUAGAAAGCAAAAUAAGAGAAGCAUUCAUCUUGAGUGCUCCUCCAUUAUUGCCCCAUUGCAAUGCCGCUUAUUAGUAUUAGUUUACAAAUUGAAUUGUUUCUAAAUAUCCUCUAUGAAGAAACUGCAGGAAGUAGUAGUACUAGUUAUAUAGAUAUGUCAAAUUUGAUUAUAUUUCUUUUUAUUUUAUUAUAUGUAGUAAUGUAAAAAGAUUGUAGGGGAAUCAUUCUUUACGUGUUUCGACAGUUAAGGGGGGCAAAUUUUAUCUUUGUUAUAAUAAGUGAAACUGUAAUUGUUAAUGUGAAACUUUUUCUUAAUAGAAAUUUCCAAUGCAUAUGUUCUUAUUUCGA